GGGUCCAGGCCGUCGCUCCCUCCGCCCCCAGGAGUCACUGCCACCUCCCGGCUGCGCCUCAGCCCAGCAGCUGCGACGCGGCCGCAUCCCAGUGGACGGUGGAGGCAGCAGCGAGCCGGAGCCCGCGUCGCAGCUCUCGGUCACCGGGAGGCUGGGCGAGCCCGCGCGCGAGGACACCUGGCCCAGGCUCGGCGCGGAGCUCUGCGCGCGGCUGGAAAGAAAGUUUAUCAGAGCUUCUUCCUAAACCUCUUAGAAAUAACAGCAUACCUUAAUCUGAGACUUCCCCUGGGCCACAGGCCAUGACGGAUGUGCACCUCGAUACUCCUGAGGGUCAGGAGAAUGCAAGCAACAGUGGCAAGGGAAGCAGCGGCACAGGAAACCAGCAAGAUGUUGCUAUGAGGACAGAUUCAUCGAAAAUGACUGAUGUGGAGCCUGUGGUCAACAAUUUCGCAUCUUCAGCAAGGACAGGCCGCCGGAAUGCUGUGCCAGACAUCCAGGGUUCAGCGGGGACAGGUGGAACCUCAGAGUUGCCCCUCAGACUGGAGGCCCUCUCCAUGGAGGAAGAUGUAAAAAAGAAAGAUGAAGAAACAACACAAUGCCAAUUGGAAAAGCCCCCAAAAGAAGAAAAAUGAAGCCUCAUAAACUCUCAAAAGUGCUGAGUUUCUGUACAUUGAAAGACUUAGUGGCACUGCUUUCCUGAGAUGUUUGAUCUGGUAGUAGCUAUGGUAACAUUACAGCCCUAAGCAACACGUGUGUAUUAGAUACUUCAGUUGUGAUGCUGCUCACUUGGAAUGCAACGACAAUGUCCAAUGUAGGCUAUUAAAAGGCGUAUUAUUUCCAAAUUGCACCCAAGGAAAAGGCUAAGAAUGUAUGUUCACUUAUAUACAAAUCAUUAUCCAUAAACCCAACAAAAUCCACUCCUCUCUUUGGAAAAAUACCAGAUGUAUUUUUAAUUACGUUUUUAUGGUAAUGGAUAAACCGUUUUCUUGGUAAAUAUACAGCAAACACCAUUCAUUUAAAACUAUGGAAUUUGUAGGGCAUUAUUAUUAUUUUCAUGAGAAGGAAUAAUAGUCUAAACCACAUAGAGAACCUUUGUUUUUAAACCAAAAAUGCAUUAUUUCCCCCCAAACUCUAAAAUGAUUUGGAAACAUUGCAAAAGUUUGACAACCUAAAUAUCUUUAGGAUGUUUUUGUUUGAUGUAUUUUGCUUCUGGUCUAUGCAUACUGUGAUUUUUCAUGUGGACUCUUAAAAUCCAGAAUUUGUGACAAAUGGUUUAUAUGGAACAUGCCGAUUAAAAUGAAUUUCACUAUCUUCCUUAA
Messenger RNA from Hyaena hyaena (striped hyena), 1319 nucleotides. It is a transcript of the gene PKIB, whose product is annotated as cAMP-dependent protein kinase inhibitor beta. Gene Ontology annotation, cellular component: cytoplasm; nucleus. Gene Ontology annotation, biological process: negative regulation of cAMP-dependent protein kinase activity. Lineage: Eukaryota; Metazoa; Chordata; Mammalia; Carnivora; Hyaenidae. Bases 300 to 632 code for a protein of 110 amino acids. The record is from RefSeq and is a predicted model, not a curated record. Gene Ontology annotation, molecular function: cAMP-dependent protein kinase inhibitor activity. The transcript has 5 exons.